Molecule: messenger RNA, 840 nt
Organism: Rodentolepis nana
Lineage: Eukaryota; Metazoa; Platyhelminthes; Cestoda; Cyclophyllidea; Hymenolepididae
Source: the annotation of a GenBank genome assembly
AUGCUUCCCUACGAGAAGAUUACACCUUUACUCUCGGGAGCUACAGCAGGUCUCUGCGUAGAUUUAGCCCUUUAUCCUCUGGAUACCAUAAAAACGCGUCUGCAAAGUAUGGUUCAUUCUGUUAAACCAUCAGGUGGAUUUCAUCUCUUUGCCGGCCUUCCCGCUGUACUUUUCGGUUCCGCUCCGAGUGCGGCCCUAUUUUUCUGUGCCUAUGAGAUGACAAAGAAUCGAACUUCCUCGGAGAACAUUCCACCGUGGUUUCCACCCAUGAUAGCAGCUUGUGUCGGUGAAAUUUUUGCUUGUGUUAUCCGCGUUCCUUGUGAAACAAUCAAACAGCGAGCUCAGGCUCACCCUCAUCUAGGCAUUGCUGGUAUUUUUUCCAAUGCUCUUCGUAGUGAGGGUCUUGCAGGAUUGUAUCGUGGAUAUCUCAGUACCAUCUUUCGUGAACUCCCUUUCUCCCUCAUCCAGUACCCCAUUUGGGAAGCGCUCAAGUUUUCCAUGCAGCGUUACAAUCAACGCGGAAACAGUGGUCUUGGGGAAGGCGAACUCUCGAAGGGACAAUUUGCUCUGUGUGGAGGUCUUGCGGGGGCAUUUGCCGGUGCCUGCACAACCCCCCUCGAUGUCAUCAAAACGCGCAUCAUGCUCGCCGAUAGAAGAAGCGCCUAUUCAACAAGCAACGUGUUCACUGUGAUGCGACUAGUCUACGCCGAGUCUGGUAUCCGGGGCCUCUUCGCUGGUUUGGUACCCAGAGUGAGCAUGCUGGCCAUAGGUGGAUCGAUAUUCCUCGGUCUCUAUGACAUCACCAAGUCUUUCUGGCUUCGCGCCUUUGAAAGGCGGUGA